Aureobasidium musti is the source of this 3126-nucleotide messenger RNA. The record is from the annotation of a GenBank genome assembly. Lineage: Eukaryota; Fungi; Ascomycota; Dothideomycetes; Dothideales; Saccotheciaceae.
AUGCGCGGCUUACUCUGCUCGGUACUCUUUCACGCGCUGGUAUCGGCCUUGCCACAAGUCGCAUUUCCCUUCAACUCGCAAGUACCGACCCUCGCACGAGCGAACGAAGCCUACGUCUUUCAGCUGGCCCCUACGACAUUCGUCCCUGGCGAUGGCAGUGCGUUAGUUUAUAGCCUGGCGGGUGCACCUGCUUGGUUGAAUCUGGAGAGCACGACACGGACUCUAUAUGGCACACCUGGUCAGGGCAAUACCGGUCCGAAUACUUUCAGAAUCGUGGCAACCGGCCAUGACGGCUCGGUUGCUAUGAGUUGUACUCUGGUGGUAGCAAGCAAUAGCGCCCCGGCUCUGACAGGCAAUAUUUCAGCUGAUCUUGCAAGAUCAGGGCCCUUGUCAGGACCAACAACCUUGAUCUUGCAACCAUCCACCGCCUUUGCGAUCACGUUCUCGAAUCAUCUGUUUGGCGAUCCGGGCACUAUUCAGUCUUACUAUGCUACAAUGCCCGAUCGAACACCACUUCCAUCCUGGCUGAAAUUCGACAGCAGCUCUCUGACAUUCUGGGGCAUGACUCCUGUAUUAGUGACCGGGUCUCAAACAUACGGUGUCGACUUCAUUGCGUCGGAUGUGGCUGGCUUUGCAGGAGCGACAACAACAUUCAGCUUGCUCAUUAGCAGCAAUCAGCUAGCGUUCAGCCCUCAAGCAGAGAACACUACGGUUGCGCCAGGAGCAAAAGUUAUGCUGGGGCCUUUUAUAGACCAGCUACGCAUCAAUGGCAAACAAGUCACAAGUAGUCAACUGCAGAAGGUCGUUGCAGAGGCCCCAGAUUGGCUCACUUUCCACAACAGCUCCCUUGAGUUGACAGGAAUACCCCCGCAAGGCUUCGAAUCANAAAGCAUAUCCAUCACUGUCACAGAUACGUUUGGAGAUACGGCAAUCAAAAACAUCUUGCUUCGGACAGCAAAUGCAUCGCUUUUCGACGAUGAAGUUGGAAAUCUGACUGCAACAGCCGGAAGAGCAUUCAGCUACAUCUUCGCUCCGUCAUUGUUAAUUCAGAGCAAUAUGAAUCUUAGCGUUGAUGUCGGUUCAGCCUCGUCCUGGUUGCAAUAUGAUGCCAGCAAACGCCAGCUUCAGGGCACUCCGCCUACCACAGCCAAGGCUUCAUCGAACAAAAUUACCUUGACUGCUUCUUCAGAUUCAAAGUCGGAAACUCAAACAUUCUACAUCAACUUGAAAGCAGUCACCACGGUAGCAACCUCUCGUACGAGUUCGAGCACUACACCGAGCCCGACCUCGACUACAUUGCCCUCCACCACAGCUCCACCUGCGAACUCGAAGGAUAAGAGCAUGACAGCUGGUAUCAUAGUGGGCAUUGUCAUUGGCUGUCUGGCAGUUCUAGCUCUGUUCUUUGCUGUCGCGAUGUUAUGUUGCCGCCGGCGAAGAAAACAACCUCGCAAGAAGAUAGAGAAAAGUGCGGUCAGGCCCGUGGUGCCCUACGGCGAUCAAGAGCCUAUGGUCGCAGAAAGAAAUCAGGACGAAGAAAAAUAUGUUGGAUCGCCCGUCAAGCACUCACCAGAUGAGCCUCCUCAAUUGGAGGUCGAUUUGUCAACGGCAAUGCAACCACCCAUCAAACCACGACAAUUCCUUGGAAGAGAUGCUCGCCAAAGCAAGCUGUCUGUAGUUAGUUCGCUUGGAGAUGGGGAAGCAGCGAUACAGGCAGAUUCAAAUAUUCCAGUCUGGGGCAGGGCAUCAGGUACAACGCAUACGCCACACCAUAGCUAUUCUGCAGCUACAGAAUUAGCAAGGCGAAAUAGUCGAGAUUCUCGCCAAAGAUUAUCAGAAUUCGGAAGGCUUUCUCCCAGCAAGCGUGCGUCGAGAUUGAUCAAGAGCUGGCAUCCGGAUCUGGGCAUCACAACGAGGGGCACUGUGAUACAUCGCCCAAACAGAAAGAGCCGGCUGAGUAGCACCUUCUCUAUCACCAGAGACCGAAGUAGCCGAGGUUCCCUCAAUACACAUGGGACAAGCAUACUCUCGACCAAGCCAUCAGACUAUCCUGAGUCGAACUCCAACAGGAACUCAGCAUUGAUCGCAACCACAGACAAGCGACGAUCUCUGACAGAAGCAGAAAAACGUCGUAGCAUUCGUCUAGUCAGCCAGACUGAAAGCGUUGUAGACCGUAGGCCUCUAGCUGAGAAACGACAAUCAUUCAUCCGCAGUCGUGCGAGCAGCGGUGUCAUGAGUCCAGUGCUAUUCGCUUCAUCGAGGCGUUCCUCAAACAUGGGACUCUACAGCAAUCUCGGCUCCAUCAAGGGUAGCCCAAGCGUACGCCGACAAACCACUUCCUCAUCACUCCUCGAGCCUCCAGCUCGCAACCCUCGCCGCUUAGUCUCAGGCCCACAUGUCUUCCCACCCGGUCUCCCACGAGCCAUAACACCAUCUCCCGUUCGUGGCACCAACAACAGCCUAACCUUGCCUCCAGCAAACACAGCAGACAACUGGACAACCACCGACACCAGCAGCACACUCUCGCGCGACAACUUAGACGCAAGAGCAGCAACCCAAUACGCCGAAUACGCCGUCGAGAUGGAAUUGCCACGCCAUCAACACACGUGGGUACGGCCAGGAGAAGCCUCGCCCACGCCUCCACCAAGCAUUGUGCUCCGCACCACCAGCAACAGCCGCGAAGCUGCACGGCGCAGAUGGGCCGAAAGACUCAACCGCAAUAGCUCUGGAAACUUGGCUUCGAGAUCUCCAUCGCCAGUGCGAGUCACACUUACUGGUGUCAGUGCAUCAGGCAUCAAAGGCCGUAAGCAGAGACUAAAGACCUCGUCUUCUUCGGAUGAUGACAAAGAAAACAAAAGCGAAGACCGGCUGAGCAAAUUAGUCAGCAAUGACAGUUUCAGUGGUGCGAGACACAUGCGCGGACGAAAGAGUUUGGUACAAGUGGAAGCAGGGAAUAGGAUUAGUAGCUCCAUGGCUACACUUGAAGAACCUGAUGCUGUGAAAAAUCAGCAUGUCGAUGAUGAUGCGUGGGAAGAUGUGGCUGCUGAGGAUAUGACACGAGAUCGAGGUGUGCCUAAGGGUGUGUUGGCGGCUUCGACGUCUAAUGCCAGUAGUGUGAGGUUCCUCUGA